AUGACGGUGGUGAAGCAGAGGCGAGAGUUUGUGAGUCCCCUCCCGCCGCAGUCCCUUCUCGUGGUUGUCGCCCGGCCUCGCUGCGACGGCGCGGGUUUGGCCUCGCCGGCGCAUCAAUGGCUCGUCGUGGCGGCAGUCAAGUCGUCAGUCGAUAUCGGCUUGUUAGCAUUGGGGCCCGGGCGCUGUGCCCUCUCCCUGCAGCGUCAUGUCGCCAGCGGCCAGCGUCUUUGCCAGGCGCCAAUGCACGGCGCGGAAAUGAAGCUAGCGGACAAAGGAAGCCCCCCUGUACAUGGUGAAAAUGCUUGUCACUCCCCAGAGGCCCAAUAUGUCCAUAGCUCGUGGGACCCGCUCUACCUAUCUCUUCUGUCGCGAGAUGUGCCUGCUGCCUGUGUUGCAUUCCCUUCUUCACCACGGCCGCACUCCGCAGCGCGCGUGCACACUCUCUUUCACCCUGAACCUUUGACCGUCCUCACCGGCUAUACACGCUCCUUACCUUUCGAUAAUCUAUUGUUUUUACCAAUUGCCGCGAGCCGAAGCCCAUCGACACCCGCUCACCAAUCGCACACUAUGAACCGCUGGCUGAACAGGAAAAAAGAUGGCGCCGCCGACGAUGCGGCUGCCGCAAAGAAGAGCAAGAAGAGCAAGAAGGGGCAAGAGGAGCCCAAACCUGAGUUCGACCUCAAUGCCGUCCUCCCCAAAGCAGACGACUUCAGGACGAGCUUGAUCAUGCCUGGGCUUUCAACACGCUUCAGCAUGUUAAGAGAGCAAGACGACCCCUCUUCCGUAAUUGGCAAGGCCAGCGACGACAGCGUGCUCCAACCGAAACGGCAAUCGCGUCUCCACGAGUUCGGCUUCGUUCCCGGUGGUCUCUCCGACAUUGCCGAAGUCUCCUCGCUCAAUGGCUCCAUACGACGACCCUUUGCAAACGAGCGAACAAACUCCUUCGACAGCAGCCAGACCGAUGAUGGCGCAGGUAGCGUCAUGACGCGAGCGAGACCUGGUGAGGGCAACAUCUUGUUUGGUGGGCGGCAGAAAAUCUACAUGAUUUCAAACACAAACAGCAAGGGCACUGGGCGAACACUCUACGACGACGAUGUCAACAUGUCAGCCUACCAACGUCUGCGCCAGGAAGAAAAGGAGAGGCUGAGGCAACAAGCCGAAGACGACGAGGAACGCCGUUCCGAGCCCUCGAGUCCUACCGAGCUCAGUCGUAAGAGAGAGACUUCAUCAUCCACAAACUCAGGCACCGUCGAUGCACGCACAUCUACCACCGCCACCUCGAUAGCUUCCCAAGGCGCCAACUCAGUAAGCGUGACAUCGCCUACCUUUUCCCCAACCAUGUCAUCUCCGGAUCUGAGCCGAAACACCACCAAACGGAGAUUAUACGACAACGGACUGGACCAGCAAAUUCAAGACCAACAGUCCUCGGCCAUGAGCAGACUCAACUCUAUACAACGAGCCCGAGCACCAACAGGACGAUCCACGCCACCCAUCGGUCAGGCACGGUCAGCAACCAACCUCAACGACCGUUUUGCCCGUGGCCCCGGAUUCCGAUCAGACAGCCCAAACGCCCUUGGCUACCCUGGAAUCAGUAGAAACAACUCUGUAGAGUCUAGCCCAGUUCUUAAUCGUGCACAAUCACCAGCCCUGACAAGCCCUGUCAUCAGUGAAAGCGACGAGGCGUAUACACUAAACGCUGCCCUCCAGCCCAACGAUCGAGGCAAGGCCACUGCUAUGGGGGCUUUCAACAAGCCCAAGGAAGCAUUCAGUGAAGAGCAAUAUGCCGAGCGUCUACGUCACUUGCAACAGGACCGUGAGGUGCGCGAAACGCCCACAACUCAGCUUCAGAAAUCACCAUCUCAGAAACCUUCACUGAGGGAACGUGCAGAACAACAAAGACGGAAGCGAGCUGAAAGUGACGCCAAAUCACGAGAACGGUCGGAAUCGCCUGCUGGGCACCAGCCGGCAUCCUCUGCUUUCUCAAGAUUCCAAACUGCUGCUAGUCAAAUGAGGACCACAGGCCCAGGGACGCCAACAUCACCACCAACACCGCCUCCAACGCAGAAAUUGCCUGCAGUUCCAUCUCAUGGCAGACAAUCCCCGGAUGACGACAGUAAAUCAACCUUCUUGGCCUCGCCAGAUGACAGUGACGAUGAGGAAGAAAGGGUUAGGCCACCGAUCCCUACCCGGAGAUAUGAGAACCUUCCAGUAGCAACUGGACCCGCGCCUUCCAUGUUCGAACACCCUGCUUUCCGCUCCCGGACGACGUCAGAUGAAGAGGUGCAUCGAAGUGAUCCUGCUGUUUACAGUCCAUUGUCACCUCAAGAUUCAGCUCAUGCCAAUGAUUCACGGAAACCGAGCGCAUCUUCACUCGCCGGUCAGAAUGAGGUUGAUGUGGCAGGUCUACGAUCGAAGCCGUCACGACUCCUUCAACAAAGCGAGCAGGAUGCUCAGCGUGAACAUGAAUACCGACAACGGUCAGGAACGGAUAGCAAUCGGACUGGUCGUCCCACAGGUCGAUCCGGGCCCAUGUCUACCAGAAGCUCGACACGAGAGCGUUCGAGUUCUGGAACGUCUUCAGGCCGUUCUCGUAGCCGUACCGACCAGUACCGUGAUGACUUGGACCAAGCCAUGACCGAGGGGUCGCGAGGCGCAUACCCAGCCAACACGCUCCCAUCGGUUUCUGGAUACAGCGCUCAUUCUACACCGCCACUUCCUACCGAAAGACCGUCUCUUGAUUCGCAGGGUCGUAUGCGGUCGCGUAGCAACAGCAAAACCACUGCCGCAAACUAUUUCGAGUCAAAACAUCUUCAGCCCAUCCAAACCAAUGGCGGAGCAGGCCAAAAUUCUCGCUCCCCUCUUCAGGGCAAGUUCUCCCCGGGGCUACCCGUAUCACCCAGACCUUCCCCAGGCGGCUUCAACAUGAGCGGCAAUGGUCAACCACAGUCGACGUCACCGAUGCCUCCAUUCUCUGCUAAUGAUACUCCUCCGGUGUCCACCCCUACGACACCCAGUUCGACGGCCUUCAACCCAAAGACUGUACAGCCCUUCAAUAAGCAGGGUCCACUACGCAAGAAGUCCGUUGUGAAGUCAGAAAUCGGGGAGCCUGUCUUCAUUUCCACAACAUCUGUCAUUGACACGAUCAAUCUUCCACCAGGUGCAUCUCUCAAGAACGGCGCAGAAGUCAACGCUCCACCUGUUCCACCGAUCAACCCCAUGAGACGUCGUUUCGGAUUUGGCCGUGGUGAGGCGCAAAGCCCAUCUAGCCCAUCGCCGUAUGAUCCUGCGGUACAGCAUGGCAUGGAGGGUCUGCGCGCACCUUACUCUGAAGCUUUCCGCAGCGAAUCAUCCGAUGCAGUCCACCAGGCUGCGCCCAAGAGCAGGCUGCGAAAGACGUCGAGCGAGGGCAAGAGUCUGCGGGGAGAUGGACCAAGCCAAUCUGGACCGUCUCCGGCGAUGCCCCAAAACGGGUUCACAGAGCGCAACAAUUCACCACCGCGUGCUAUCAAUGGUCAACCGCUCGUUCAACAACCUAUGGAGGGUGGUAUGUUCUAGGCGUUAACUCUGGCAAUCUCCUUUCCUGUCUCUUGAAACUCUAUACCCGCAUUGUCCUGUGUCUGCGACCGUACUCUUGAUACUUUUUCCUUUCUAAUUUCAUAUUGUCUCAUUUUGUUUUCGGCCUCGUGCUCAGCAAUAUACCUCCCAGUUCAGCGGAUUU
Pyrenophora tritici-repentis Pt-1C-BFP is the source of this 3718-nucleotide messenger RNA. The record is from RefSeq and is a predicted model, not a curated record. Lineage: Eukaryota; Fungi; Ascomycota; Dothideomycetes; Pleosporales; Pleosporaceae.